This is a messenger RNA of Kazachstania africana CBS 2517, 855 nucleotides long. RefSeq names its product Mmr1p (gene MMR1). The transcript has a single exon. The record is from RefSeq and is a predicted model, not a curated record. Lineage: Eukaryota; Fungi; Ascomycota; Saccharomycetes; Saccharomycetales; Saccharomycetaceae. The coding region runs from base 1 to 855 and encodes 284 amino acids.
AUGGUGAGUGAGGUAAUGAGGUCGUCGAGAAUAUCAUCAUGCUUGGAUGAGCAAAAUAAAGAAAAUUUUGUUAGAUUAUGGGAAUCUACUUCAAGUUGGAAUCCGCCUUCGAGGAAAAUAACAUGGAGAACGGGAAGACCAAGGAUGUUGCCGGUGGGGUUGCCCUCUAGAAACACAAAACUCGUCCGCGUUCUAACAGAACGUCCCAUCAACCUUGCUAAUCACAGUUCUCAUCUAUUGAAUGAAGUAUUGAAAGAGACUACGAAGUUCGACAGUAAUUCAAUUUCCAGUGCGACUGACCCAAUCAUCAGAGAUAACGUGCAUGAAUUCAAUGCAGAACUAGAAAAGGAUAACGAUAUCUUGAACUACGGCAAGACUAGAAAUCUAAGCAGUAAUAAUACUAAUAACCGUUUUAGUUUCAUAUCGUCCACAUCCACAGAAUUCGACCCACUGGAUAGUUUUCAUAACACCGCCUUAAUCAAUGACAUGGAUAUGAAGAUUAAGUGUCUGGAAUUACAAGUUAAUGAACUUAAAUUACAAAACGAGCGUCUUAUAAAUACAAUGAACGAAAAUCAACUCAUAAGGAAGAUUAACGAAUUGGAAACGCAAUUCAACGAUUUGAAACAAGCCCGUCACGACCAUCAUCACCACCACCACCACCAACCUAAAAACAGAAUAUUGAGAAUAUCUACGAAGGAGUUGAAAAAAAUUGAAGAACACAGUACGGAGUCAUCAUACUCUUCUUCUGAUUCUUCUUCUGAUUCGUCCUGUUCUGAUUCCGAUGUGGAAACAACUCCUGAGAAUUUGCCCAAUAUGAGGAAAACUGGAUUUCAACUCCAUCUCCCAGUCCUAUGA